This is a messenger RNA of Girardinichthys multiradiatus, 4230 nucleotides long. It is a transcript of the gene syn2a, whose product is annotated as synapsin IIa. Gene Ontology annotation, biological process: neurotransmitter secretion. The record is from RefSeq and is a predicted model, not a curated record. The transcript has 11 exons. Gene Ontology annotation, molecular function: ATP binding. NCBI's taxonomy places the organism in Eukaryota, Metazoa, Chordata, Actinopteri, Cyprinodontiformes, Goodeidae. Gene Ontology annotation, cellular component: synaptic vesicle membrane; synaptic vesicle. Bases 197 to 1600 code for a protein of 467 amino acids.
AGGGGAUUGGCUGCUGGAAGCUGUAGCGUCACUGCCAGUGAGGGAGAGCUUGGAGGAUGCUCUGCAAAGCUGGGAGGUAUUACAUUUGCUAGGAGUUUGUACAGAGACCCCAGCCUCCAUUAGCUACACACUCACAGCCAGGAGAACCCUGCAGGAUAAUUUUCCACACCUAGCUCUUGUUUACUCCUCUCCAGCCAUGAAUUAUCUGCGCCGGCGUCUCUCAGACAGCACCUUCAUCUCCAAUCUGCCCAAUGGCUACAUGACAGACCUUCAGAGGCCUGACCCAGCUCAGCCUCCUCCACCUGCUUCCUCCACCCCCGCCAAGUCUCCAACAAGCGGGCCAACACCUCCAGCCGCUUCCCCUGCCCCUGAGAGGAAACCUCAGCCGGCUCAGUCGACCGGUGCUGGCUUCUUCAGCUCCAUCACAAAUGUUGUAAAGCAGACAGCUGCCUCCGCGGGGCUUGUGGAGCAGACCCAAGUCACGACACCCAAGAAGUUUAAGAUUCUCCUUGUGAUCGAUGAACCCCAGCAGGAGUGGGCGAAAUUAUUCAAAGGAAAGAAAGUCCAUGGGGAUUAUGAUAUCAAAGUGGAACAGGCUGAAUUCAGUGAGAUGAACGUUGUUGCCCAUGCCAACGGUGUCUGCAGUGUGAACAUGCAGGUCAUCAGAAAUGGCACCAAGGUUGUCAGGUCCUUCAAGCCAGACUUUGUCCUCAUUCGUCAGCAUGCCUUCAGUAUGACCCAGAAUGAAGAUUUUCGCAACCUGAUCAUCGGUCUGCAGUAUGGGGGUGUUCCAAGCUUCAACUCCCUGGAAUCCAUCUAUAACCUCUGCGACAAGCCGUGGGCAUUUUCCCAGCUUAUCAACACCUACAGGAAGUUGGGGCCUGAGAAGUUUCCUCUCAUUGAACAGACCUUUUAUCCCAACUACAAGGAGAUGGUGAGCAUGCCCUCAUUUCCUGUUGUUGUAAAGAUUGGACAUGCCCACUCCGGUAUGGGAAAGGUGAAGGUGGACAAUCACAGUAAGUUCCAAGACAUUGCCAGUGUUGUGGCUCUCACUCAGACCUACUCCACCACAGAGCCUCUCAUUGAUUCCAAGUACGACAUCAGAAUCCAGAAGAUUGGUACUGACUACAAAGCCUACAUGAGAACAUCUAUUUCUGGUAACUGGAAGACCAACACAGGCUCUGCAAUGCUUGAGCAGGUCGCAAUGACUGACAGAUACAAGCUGUGGGUGGACACCUGCUGCGAGAUUUUUGGGGGUCUGGACAUUUGUGCAGUUAAAGCUAUCCAUGGCAAAGAUGGCAAAGAUUAUAUCACAGAGGUGGUUGGUUCUUCUAUGCCUCUAGUCGGAGAACACCAGGCUGAAGACCGGCAGCUCAUUGCUGACAUGGUGUUGGCAAAGAUGACCCAGUUAGCUGAGAGAGAAGCUAAUGCUCCCCAGAGACCCACAACCAUACAACCAUCCCAGGGAACUGGCCAGAAAGGAGAGAUUACUGGCGAACUCACUAAGAAUGGUGCUGGCCGUCCACCUCAAGGUUGCCUGCAGUACAUUCUCGACUGUAAUGGUGUUGCAGUGGGUCCAAAACCAGUCCAGGCCAACUGAGCCCCGUAGAGGGAAAUGUUCUCUCAGAUUCUGGAUGGCGGUACUGGCCCUGCAGACCCGUUGGUGAAUGCUGAUAGCUAGAAUCAGAUCUGGUUGGUGUGAGCUCGGUACAGCAUGGAGCUGGCCUGGACUGCGUUUUUUCUUAACUCUAUGCAGUGUCAACAUGUACUGUCUACCUGUUCACCUGAUUUGUGUGCUUGUAUAGGUCACAUGUGUUUUAGCAGCUGUGUGUUUUUUUUUUGUUUUUUUCUUUGGGGCUGUUGUUGAUAUUAUGAAAUGAAAAUUGUGCCUACACUGAGUUCAGUGCUGCUCUGUGCUAACUUUCUAACCCAGCUAUAAAGCUUUUAUUUCCUCCUAACACUGUGUCUUAAGUUCAUUUAACAUAAUUUGGUGUGUACCUUUAGAUAUUAUUCAAACUGUGGGUAACCAUGCAGUUUGAACUUGUGUAUCUUAAUAUGUAUAAGAUAAAUGUGUGUGUAUGGUUGUAGUGGUAAAUAUUUUUGGAUUUAUACUGAUAGAUAUUUAUUUUUGUUUGUCUGCAUGACUGACACAAAGACAGGUGCAAAUUCUAAAUGUCUGAUGAUGUGGGAUGUUUAUCUAACAUGGCUGUUACAUCGCUGUGUAUAACUAAGCUGUGUUUCCUGUAAUUCUACAUUGUGAAUGUGUAGUAACAGAUACAUAUUAAGAGAUUCAUGCAGUAUUUGUUUUUUUAUUUAAAUCAAUAUUUAAUUCCAGAGUACUGUCCCUAGAAAUUAGAUUAUAUUACAGUGGUAGUAUAUAAAUUGAUACCUGUAUAUUAAAAACGACAGGUUUAUUGAAGAUUUUAUAUUGUAGAAUGUCGUGCAGAUUCUAAACACAGAUAUUUGCCAUAAUUGUAGAAUUUUGAACCAAAGAAUUUAGUAUUUAAUUAGUCUGUUAGUCUUUGCACUCCAGAAACCCACGAUGUAAAUGACAGUAAGGGGACUGCUCAUCAUGCACGUGGGCGGUGCAGAUUAAUGGAAGAACAGUGAUACAGGAUAAAAAUUAUCUUUUCUAACUGCUUGUUCCAGAUCUGAUUCUGUAUCAAAGCUCUUUUUUGUUCAGAUGCUCAGAGGCAACAAUUAUUUCUGAUAAUCAAAAUGUGUGUUAUGUGUGAAUAUUCUGCCUAAAAAUAGUUAAUAUGAAGUCCUUGUUGUACUUUUCACUUUACAUAUAAGUUUUAAGGAGGUCUUUCUACUUUAACAGAGUCAUUGUUCUGAGGUUUAGUGUCGCUUUAUGUAGUACUGCUGUGCUCAGAUUACUGCCAUUGCUGGGAGUUGAUGGAAAGUGCAAUAUCAAAUCUUGUUUGUUUCGAUUCAGUAAUAUGUGUACAUGUGCAUCUCAGUAUAUUAGAAUAUCAUCAGAAAUUACAUUUAUUUCUUUAAUUCAAUUCAAAAUAAGACUUAUAUGUCAUAGAUUCAUAAUUCAUUACCUGACAAAGAAGUUAUGUUUUAGUUGAGUGUGUGUGUGUUAGCAACUUUACCAUUAAAGCUUAAAGUUACAGAUGACUUCCUAUGAAUUUUUACUAGAGAUGUGUCUUCACCAAAGGAAGAACCCAUCAAAUUUUGGUGAUUAUCCGGAUCACGAUCAGGAUUUGGGUUUUUAUUUUCUAUGGCGUCAGUGAUCCUUCAUUAGGUGGCCGAGGUAUGCAGUCUCUAACUAUCUUGUUCAUUUUAAUUUUCAUGGUUUACACAUAAUGAAAACCUUCAGUCCACAGAAAAUUAGAAUAUAACUUGAUAUGUAAUGUUAUUGCCAUGUUAGAGGCACUAAAGGUCAUUGCAAAAGAAGCUGGCUGUUCUCAGGGGCCUAAUUCCCAACAUAUUAAAGGAAACCAGUGGAAUGAAAACCUUUGGUAGAAAAGGGUGCAGAUUGCGGCUGGAGUUGGUGCUUCCAGAGCCACCACAUGCAGAUAGAUCAGAGGUCAGAUGUUUCUGGGCUAAGGACAAAAACUUCUACACCGUUGAAUUGAAUGACUUAAAUAAAUCAAACUAUAGAUGAUUUUUUAUUUAUUUACUGAGAUGCAAAUGUAUGAAUAAGAUCAGAUCUUCCAUUAAAAUUAUUUUAUACAGUGAUAAUAACCCACAAACUGAGUUGUUUUUUAACAUGCGGCUUUUUAUUCUGGUGUCUCAUUGACGUGUUGUUAUCCAGUGGUUUAUUUGCUGAGGCCAUCUCAUUUAUCUGAUAUCCUAAAUGGUGAAAAGCAAACAAACUAUAAAAAAGACGAAUCUAUUCAGCAAGCUGUGUGCAGUUCAUUUUCUAAGCUGUAAGUGCCAUUGUUUAUCUGUGAGUGUAUUCUUGUAAAAAGCCAUGCCUGAGGCUUUAUGGACGUGUUGUUCUGUUUAUUAGGAAAUAUGCCAUGACAUUCACGAGUAGAGAGACAUCAGUCAGUGACCGCUACGUUGUUCGGCCUUAGUUUGGCCCCUGAAUAUAUCUGAAGUUUGUCAUUUGGCCUUCAUGUUGAGGUGAUAAUCGUGGCUGCAGACUGUAACUAGAACUGAGGUACUAUUAGAAGCAGUGAUGAGCUGUUAAAAUCAAGAUCCAAUUCAAACUGGGAAAAACAAUAAUGUGUGGACUCUUUAUGUCACUGGCAAUAAAGCUUCCUUUCCAAUAAA